AAGAUAGCUCAUUUUUGAUUGACACCGUAUUAUAUCCCCCCCCCCCCUCGCCCCAUCCAGUGAUUUCAUGCUGCACUACGUUCACAGUCGUGCGUGUCUUUGACGUCAGGAGAGCACAAGCGGAGCGGCAGCGCUGCGCACAAGCCCGGCCAGCAGCAUCAGCAUCUCUCCCGGAGGCAAGGAGCGCACAACCCCGGGCACAGAUCGCCAUUUAGCUGUAGUGUGGCGAAUCCCAUCAGUGUGACAGGAUGCCUCUAGGAGAGGACGGCAAUGGGUGGAAGAAGAAGACGUCCGACAUUAAAGAGCAUUAUGACUUCAAAGAAGUGCUGGGGACGGGUGCUUUCUCUGAGGUGCUUCUUGCCGAGGAGAAGAGGACACAAAGGCUGGUGGCUAUCAAGUGCAUCCCCAAGAAAGCGCUGGAAGGCAAAGAGAACAAUAUAGAGAAUGAGAUCGCGGUACUGCACAGAAUCAAGCACCCUAACAUCGUCUCGCUGGAGGAUAUCUUCGAAAGCACGUCUCAUCUGUACCUCGUCAUGCAGCUUGUGUCAGGUGGCGAGUUGUUUGACAGGAUCGUGGAGAAGGGCUUCUACACAGAGAGAGAUGCCAGCCAGCUCAUCCACCAGAUCUUGGAUGCAGUUAAAUAUCUUCAUGAUAUGGGCAUCGUGCACAGAGACUUGAAGCCGGAGAAUUUGUUGUAUUACAGCAUGGACGAAGACUCUAAGAUCAUGAUCAGUGACUUCGGCCUGUCCAAAAUUGAGGGAGCGGGCAGCGUCAUGUCUACAGCCUGCGGGACUCCCGGAUAUGUGGCUCCUGAGGUGCUCGCGCAGAAGCCGUACAGCAAAGCAGUCGAUUGCUGGUCCAUAGGAGUCAUUUCUUAUAUUUUACUUUGCGGUUAUCCUCCAUUUUACGACGAAAACGAUGCCAAGUUGUUUGAACAAAUCCUGAAAGCAGAGUAUGAAUUUGACUCGCCGUACUGGGAUGACAUCUGCGAUUCAGCCAAAGACUUCAUCUGCCACAUGAUGGAGAAAGAUCCUUCUAAAAGAUACACAUGUGAACAGGCCCUCCAGCAUCCAUGGAUCUGUGGAGACACAGCUUUAGAUAAGAACAUCCAUGAAUCCGUCAGUGCUCAAAUCAAGAAGAACUUUGCCAAAAGCAAGUGGAAGCAAGCGUUCAACGCCACGGCAGUGGUGCGUCACAUGCGCAGGUUGCAGCUGGGGACCAGCGUGGAGGGACCGAGUCAGAUCACCCCGACCAGCCCCUGUCACGGACUCCUGCUGCCUGAGGAGGAAGAGGAAGAUGAGUUGGGGAAUGGCGAGAACGAGAGUUUGUCCCAUUACAGCGAUGACCGCCGUGGAAGCGCAGAGGGCAGCACGGACCGAGACAGCCUGAGGAGCUGUACUUACUGCUGCAGGCCGGCCAGUCGCAUCUGAACACAACCUCAAUGUCUUUUGUUUAAUUUAUAUAUUUUUUUCCCCCAAAACGAUUAUAUUUAGACCCUCUGGAGUGCACAGAGAACUGCUGCUCACCCAGUCUGGCCAGGAAUGCAGAGUAGCGAUCGUAAGGUGUCCAGUGUAUGGACCAUUAUCCAGGGACAGUCCCCGAAUGGCAGACAUCGUCAUGCCUGUCCUCCUUACGUUAGUUGUGACAUCUAUCUAGUUUUACCCUUUCAGGGACAGUGGUUACUACAGUGCACAGUUUAUCAUGUUAUCAGGUUACAAGGUGCAUAAAAGGGUUAAUUAAAGGCCAUCUGCUUGUUUUGCCUUCAUUCGUCCCCAUGCCAAAAUCCAUGCAUUCUUUAUGUCUCCACAAGGGGGUGCUAAAGACUGAAUGCAUGCUUGGAGGCCCAUCAGAUGGCCCUGUGCUGCCACAAACUGUAUAUCGCACAUACCAGGAACCCAAAAUCCUGGCAACUGAGCUUAGAUUGUCAGAGUGUGUCAUCAGAAGAUUGCAACAGAGAGACUGGAAGACUCACAGAAAGAUUUAGAAGUGGAGAUCUUGGGAAAUGUAUAGGUCCAUUCAUGGAGCCAUCACCUGUUGUGAAUUUGGGCAUUCCUGAGAGAAUAAGCAAGUGGUGCAGAAAGGACUGAAACAUUGGGCAGUUUUCAAAUUGUUUACCUGUAAAGGGUACAGUGUAUUGUACCUGUAAUUUACUUCUGAGUGUGAAGUCUGGCCAUGUUCAGUUGAACGCAAAGCUGAUAGACUCGCAGGAAAACUCAUGUGGUUACACAGAUUAACUGUACAUUCUGCCAUCGAGUGGAAGAGUAUGUAAUGGUUUUGUUAGUCUCUAAGUGGAAUUGCAAUGAUUGAUGAACAAAGGUAAAUAUUUGUAAUAGGGCCCGACCGAUUAAUCGGUUACAAGCAAUGCUUCGGUGAGCAAUGCAAGUUGUGCAAGUAAUUUGUAGUAAAUAAAUAAUACUUUUCAGACUAAUUGAGUAAAACUGAAUAAUUUCUUGAAGCACACUAGAUGAGCUUUCAGGAUAUACUAAAUAGAAAUAUUUAGGAGUCACUGGUCAAAGUGGUGCGUUUAAACGAUUGUGAAGAACUCUUUUUGUUCUGGCUCAGACUGGGUUGGUGACAAGCGGUUCUGACCUGAAAGUGUAUGCAUGUCCGGAGGGUCGGGGGUUGCGGGAGGGAGGGAGGGGGUUGGACAACAUGCAAGCUUAUGAAGAUUAUUUUUUUUUGGGGGGGGGUUGUUUUAUGGCUGUUUUGUUGUUAGAGUCUCACACUGAGAUCCCCCCCGCCCCCAUCCUACAGCAUUUGUUGUAAUGGGACGUGCGACUGAGUCUCAAAAGUGCAUGAUGUGGAAAAGCCUCCCCCGCCCCCAAAAAAGAUCAAUCCAUCCAUAAAAAGUUAGACCACACCCUGGACUGCUUUCCAGUCAAUCACAACUUAAGUGUUCAUCAAACCCACACAAAUCAGGCGACUGAGUGGUUGCAUCAUCAGUGACCCCCCCCCAAAAUUAAAAAAUUUGAACCUACAAAUUCUCAUCAUAUAAAAUAAAAAAUGCUUGCUCGUUACUGUCCGGGAUCUCAGUGUGGGCGUUUGGCCUGCUCUGUGCUGUGCAACCUCUAGUGGAAGUUGGUCUACUGUUUGCAUGACCUGGUUAAUUCAAUAUGUUUACAUGAAUGAUGAUAACUUAGUAUACACAUGAUGAUGACUAUGAUUAUUAUUAUUUUAAAAAUUAUUAUUAUUAUUAUUACUACUCUGUUGUAUUGACAAUGAUGUACUUCUGUAAUUCUUUUGAGCUAUAUAAUGUGAAGUGAGUAACACCAAAAGUAAUGUUGACAAAGUACAAAAACACAGCACAGUAGACGUAUUGUUUGACAUUUCUCGCAAAUUCUUUUUUUUUGCGUCUAUUCAUUUGUAAAUGACUACCUGGACAAAAGUAUUGGGACACAUUACACCUACAAGAAGGGAAAAUGGAGGAAAAUAUGGAGCUGGUCCCUCUUUACAGCAUUAAUAACCCCAUUUUACACAGAGAUUCUGCAAAAUGUAACAGAAGAUUUUACUCACCUGAGACUUUUACACAGAAGUCAGCAAAAUAGUGUCUUUGGAUACAACGGACUUAAAUUACAAGUUUUUUAAAGAUAUAAACCGCCGUGCUGUUUGGUGUUUGUGAACUCAACUCACGUCACAACAAGCAGCAGUUUGGCAGAUAGUAAACAAUUUUUCAAAAAAGAAAAAAGAGGCAUCAAGUUGUUGACUGCUGUUCUCGCUUGGAGUUUACUGUCAAACGAAACAUAAAACAACUUGACUUAAAAAAAAAUAAUAAUAAUUAAAAAAAACAAACAAAAAAAAACUUUUUAUAGUUAAUGUAAAAGGGGGACAGUGUCCAUUCUUCUGGGAAGACUUACAAGAUUUCGUCAAGUUUUUUUUUUUUUUUUGGUAGGAAUUCUGGGUAACAAAAAAGUUGGAGGGCGGUGAAGUAGGACCUGAGAGGGUUUGACUAACAAUUUCCUUUGGUUGAGAUUAGCGCUCAAACGUGAUGAUAAAAGAUGAACAAUUACAUAACCGUAUGAAUACUUCUUAAGAUGUGUGCCCCCAUACUUUUGUCCUUGUCUUAUUCAUCUCAAAGUCCCCUGAUGUGUGUAGCGGUUUAAAAAAAAACAAAAAACAUAUCCUGGUUGGACAGAAGUGUCAACUGCGAAACAAAAAAGUUCAAAGGUUAAAAGGGAAAAAUCACUUGGACUGCGGUCCCAAAGCCAUACUCAUGAAGUAGAAAUGCUUGUGUGCACAUUCAUCUUUUAGUAUGUGACUGAGAAAAAGAUGGACGGAUGUGAUUCUCAGACAGAAAAGAAGACUAAGACAAGUUGGGGAUGGUGAAAUGAAUCUUUCCGUGAGCCACAUAAUCAUCAAAUUAAGCGAUUUCAUGUUUGUGUGCGUGUGUGUGUGUGUGUGUGUAUAAUUUUUGAAGCUGACCCAUGCUUCAAACAGGUUCACCAUAUUGUGCAGUAAAAAAAAGGAAAGCAAUCACUCUGUGUUUCUACAACAUGUGAAAAAUAUGCAAACCGCGCAUGAAGGGCUUCAUUCAAUGUCAAAUAGCCAUCUUUGGGCCACUUUGAUAUACAUUAUUAAUAUAUGUUGUGUAUGCUUGUUUUACCAAUCCAAACACGUCCAAAAUGCAUAAAAAGAAGCACUGUAUAUAUAAAUACAUAUACAUGUAAAUAUACACACACACAUAUAUACAUAUAUAUACACACACACACACACGCACGCACAAGUAUAUAUUGUAUAUCCUUUUUGUAAAGCUGUUUUGAGCUACAAACAUAUGGAUGCAAUGCAUCAUGGGGUAUUGAACAAGAUGUAGAAGAAUUCAAUUAUUUGUACCCACUGAGAGCAGGAAAUGGAAUAAAUCUUCCUUGUCUAUG
Molecule: messenger RNA, 4868 nt
Organism: Hippocampus comes (tiger tail seahorse)
Lineage: Eukaryota; Metazoa; Chordata; Actinopteri; Syngnathiformes; Syngnathidae
Gene: camk1a
Product: calcium/calmodulin-dependent protein kinase Ia
Exons: 12
Coding region: 249-1430 (393 amino acids)
Biological process (GO): protein phosphorylation
Molecular function (GO): protein kinase activity; ATP binding
Source: RefSeq, a predicted model, not a curated record